AUGGCCCCUGUUAUCACUCAUAGACCUACAUAUAGUUCGAGUAAUGAAAUGUUGAAUAACGAUAAAUCCCUACGUUUCGGUGAUUAUAUCUUCAAAAGAUUAAAUUCAUGCGGUACCAAGUCCAUAUUCGGUGUUCCGGGUGAUUAUAACUUAAAUUUAUUGGAAUUAAUGUACCCAAACGGUACCGCUAAUAAAACCUCUGAAAUCAAUUGGAUCGGUUGUUGCAAUGAGUUAAACGCUGCUUAUGCUGCAGACGGUUAUUCUAGAUAUACAAACAAAUUAGGUUGUAUUGUAACCACUUGUGGUGUAGGUGAGUUAAGCGCAAUGAACGGUAUCUCAGGUUCCUUUGCAGAACAUGUUAAAGUUCUACAUAUUGUAGGUAUUCCAUCUACUGAAAAAUUUAAAACUGGUGGGAACUUUCAUCAUCUAUUACCAAAUUUUAAAGAAUCAAAUUUAAAUAAACCAAAUUAUAAAGUUUUUGCUGAAAUGGUCCAGGGUUCAGUCUCUUGUUCAACUAAAUUUAUUGAAAAUUUAGAUACUGCAUGCCAGGAAUUUGAUGAUUUAAUUAGGGAUAUCUAUAAAUAUUCAAAACCUGGUUAUAUGUUUGUUCCAGAAAACUAUUUUAAAUUAUAUGUUAAUCCAAAGAAUUUAUACGAAACUCCAUCAAUUACAUUACAAGAUUGUAUUACUAUGUCCCCUGAUAAGAUGGAAAUGGCAGAUGGUUUAACUGAUUUUAUAUUUAGCUAUUUGUAUCAUGCGGAAAAACCUGCCAUCAUCGCUGAUACUUUAACCGACAGAUAUUCCGGUUCUUCUUUACUAAAUGAAUUCAUACAAAAGACAAACAUUUGGAAUUUUUCUACUCUAAUGGGGAAAUCUAUUCUCGAUGAGUCAACUGAAACUUAUAAAGGUGUUUACAACGGUAAAGAUGGUUGUGAAAAAGUUCAAAAGGCAAUUUCAACUUGUGAUUUAAUAUUACAUUUCGGUGUUGAAAAAAAUGAGGUUAACUCAGGAACUUACACUUUUGAAGAUUAUUAUUCGAAAGUUAGUUUCAUAAUAGAGUUCCAUCCUCAAUAUAUAAGGAUGAUUGAUAUGCAAUCCAAAAGUACACAAUUGUUCGGUGGUGUGGAAUUCACAUAUAUAUUGAAGAGAAUGUUGAAAAUGGUUAAUCCAUCAAAUUUACACUUGAACUAUCCAACAUCUGAUGAAAGUUCAACAAAAACGGAUCAAGAAGCUGUUGCAAACAACCAAAUUACCCAAGACCACAUUUCUACUACAAUGGAAUCAUAUAUCAAGCCUGGUGAUGUUGUUCUAUGCGAUACUGGUACUUUCCAAUUCUCUUUACGUGAUUUCAAAUUUAGUUCUCAAGUUAAAUUGGUCUCUCAAUUUUUUUACUUAUCCAUUGGUUAUGCUUUACCUUCUGCUUUAGGUGUUGGUAUCGCCAUGAGAGAUUAUCCGAAUUCUCACAUCAAAGAUGAACAACUAAAGGAAAAUACUAAACCAAGAUUAAUCCUAUUCGAAGGUGACGGUGCUGCGCAAAUGACAGUACAGGAACUAUCUACAAUGCUUCGUUAUGAAGUCCCAAUGGAUAUAUUCUUAUGGAACAACGAUGGUUACACAAUUGAAAGAGCUAUCCAGGGCCCAACUCGUUCCUAUAACGAUAUUCAACCUUGGAAUUGGACUUAUCUGUUCAAAGCAUUUGGUGACGCCAAGGAAAAUUUUGCUAAAAACCAUAAAGUUGAAACAACAAAAGAAUUGGAUAAUAUACUUACAGAACUACGAUCCAAAGACCAAAAUAAUAUCAACUUUGUAGAAGUUACUUUGGGUAUCAUGGAUAUGCCAAAGAUUUUAACCGAUUUCAUGGUUAGAGCCGUAAAGCAUGCAAACAAAAGCUAA
Molecule: messenger RNA, 1893 nt
Organism: Vanderwaltozyma polyspora DSM 70294
Lineage: Eukaryota; Fungi; Ascomycota; Saccharomycetes; Saccharomycetales; Saccharomycetaceae
Gene: ARO10
Product: phenylpyruvate decarboxylase ARO10
Exons: 1
Coding region: 1-1893 (630 amino acids)
Molecular function (GO): magnesium ion binding; carboxy-lyase activity; thiamine pyrophosphate binding
Source: RefSeq, a predicted model, not a curated record